GACUUCCUGAAACGGAUUUCUAUUGCAAGAUCCCGGGUCCAAGGGGAGUUUACGGAGGGAAAGGGACUGAGAGCGCCGUCAAGAGCUUGCCAUAUCGGCAAGGUUUUGGAGCUUAAGAUGCCGAAGAUCUAAGGAGAGCAAAAGGAGGAUCGAACGUCAGUCCCACAUCCUCUUCCCCGCCCCAUCCGUCUUGCUACUGCCAUGGGGAGAAGAAAAAUCGAGAUUCAGCCCAUCACACACGAACGCAAUCGUUCUGUCACCUUCCUGAAGCGUAAAAAUGGACUGUUCAAGAAAGCGUAUGAACUUGGGGUGUUGUGCAGUGUCGACGUCGCCGUCAUCAUUUUCGAGGAACGACCUGGCCACCCUGUCAAGCUCUAUCAGUACUGCUCUUCAAACAUUGAAAAUAUAGUUUCCCGUCAUCAAAGGCACGAUGGAGAACGUGACAGUAGAGGACCAGCUGAUUUUGCGGGCGGAAAUCCUGUCACUAAAAAUGAAGAGUCGUAUGACGAUGAAGUUGACGAUGAAGACGAUGUCCUUUUGCCGAAAAGAAAGCGACCGAACGAUGGGAAAUUCAAACCCGGUUCUGGAUAUGGUACAGCGGUCGGUGGCGACGGGGGAUAUGGUGUGCGGCCACAAGCAUCCAUAUCUCACAACUCCGGACUUCCUCUUCAUAGUACUGGUAGCAUUGAUCGGCAUUCGCCUAUCGGCACGAAUCUUCAGGCUCUCAGUGGUCUGAAAAGACCGAGGAUACCGACCAUAUCAACCCAAAGCAGACACGAUGUCGCCCCCCGCAACCCCAACAGCUCUUCUAGUGUCAGCACGAGUUACGAGUACCAGUCUCCUUCUUCGGCCAGUCCAUUUCGUCACCCGCCUCUCCAAGCAUCGUCGUCUUCAUAUAUGCCCAUUGCCAGUGAAUCGUUUUCUAGUUCCUCAAGGUCCUCUCAACCACCACCUUCUCGAGGUGCGGGAGCCGGGAGUGGUGGAUUCCCCCCUCGUAGCUCUUCAAGUUAUGACACGGCGGCCGGCAUAUACAACACGUCCAUGAGACACAGUCACAGUUCGGGUACUAGUGGGAACGGAAGCACCAGUCUAUUCAACUUCCUCGACCACCCAGACUCUUCGCACAGUCGAAACCAGACUUCGCCUGGCUUCCCGAACAUCGAUUGGCCGGUUCAUAACACUUCAAGCACCUCCCAAAGCAGUGGUAGGCGCGAUACGUGACCACCAGGGGAAAGGAACGUUCUGAUAUAAGGAUGUCGCCGGCGUUUCUGUAGGUGACGCUGUCGACCAUCACGUUUCUAAUGAUGAUAAUGUCUGGGUUGGCUUCUUGUCGGGCAGUUCGGCCGCAGGCGGGAACGGCUGCACUAUUAGUCCUGUCCGUGGCAGGUGUUCUGUUGACUGUGUCCUUGGAUAAGAAACCGGAGUAUCGGGUAUCGGACUGAGAUGCCGAUGCCUCGAGCUUUGAACAGACUCUGUUAAAACUGCGAAGAUGCAAUUCAAUUCUGGAGAGUUUUCCCCUGUUUGUAAUGGACUUCAGUGAGAUAAAAAAAGUAGUGAUAAAAAAGGUCAGGACGUAUGGCGCAUACCGGAACAAAUUCCUUCUGGAGCUUCUUUGUGUGUAGUCAUUCGAAUGUAUAAGCUCUACAUCAUAUAACAUAUGAUACACGUACAAGACUGAGAAACGACCCAAUACAAUAUAGCCCAAAAUACAACACACCGGUAAAAGGAUUGAACAACACGGAACAAUAUCAAUUUGAAUAACCUCCAAGAUCAUCGGAACCUUCGGAUACCACUGCAGUGGCUUGGUCAACAUGUUCAGGUUCAUUUUCACUCUGUUCACUCGGAGUGCGGGCCCUUAUGCGAGAACGAGUUGUGCGGGCGCUCCGACGCUGAGGCGCCUUCGUUUGUGCUGGUAACCGCUUUGACCUUCUAGAAUUAGAAAGAUGACAACACCAAAAUCCGACGCUAGAACUUACUUGGUCGUCGUGCCACGCUUCUUCCUUGAUGGGGAAGUCGGGAAAUUCCGUCCAGGAGAAGGAUGUGAGAUUCGCCUAAAGAUGGUAGAUCCAUUCAAGAUCGCGACGAAAGAGGCAGAGAACGAAAUGAAAGUGCAUACUUGGAUGACUUCUUCAUGGGUGAGACACUUAUGGGAGGAUGUAAAUCC
Molecule: messenger RNA, 2164 nt
Organism: Marasmius oreades (fairy-ring Marasmius)
Lineage: Eukaryota; Fungi; Basidiomycota; Agaricomycetes; Agaricales; Marasmiaceae
Exons: 7
Coding region: 202-1221 (339 amino acids)
Biological process (GO): positive regulation of transcription by RNA polymerase II
Molecular function (GO): protein dimerization activity; RNA polymerase II cis-regulatory region sequence-specific DNA binding; DNA-binding transcription factor activity, RNA polymerase II-specific
Source: RefSeq, a predicted model, not a curated record